ACCAGAGAGAGAGAGAGAGAGAGACUCAGAAGAGAGUGAGAAGAGUCCUUCCACCAAUUGUGUCCACAUCAUCUCCUUUCUCCUCCGUAAACGCUGAUCACCACCAUUUCUUUCUUUUCUUUCCGACAGAACAACUAAUUCGUCCCGUCAAGAUAUCCAAUUCAAGAAAACGAAAACCCUCCCUCCCGCAUGUGAAAAUAUUUCAGUAGUUUGUUGUCGGAACUCAUUUGUGAAGCCAAAUUGUACUAGUAGUGUGCUUUUACGGUUUGCGUAUUCGACAUAAAGGUGGAAGGCUCCCAUGUCCAUGCGGAGAAUUCAGUCAUGGUUUUGACAAAUCAAAUAUUGCUGGGGAUCAUAUGGAUGAAUUGCCGGGGGCUUUAGGGACGAGUGCCAGCUUGGCUUUGAGAUUAGGACAGGCCAUCUUCUCUAUUGCUUCUCUGCUUUUCAUGUGUUUGGAUGUCGAGUUCUACAGCUACACUGCCUUCUGUUUCUUGGUAACAAUCAUGGGUUUAGUCAUUCCUUGGAGUCUAACAUUGGCAAUGGUGGAUGCAUUCUCUGUAUUCGUUAAACGGCCUUCUCGUCAGCCAGGAAUAAUGUCAAUUGUUGUGAUGGGAGAUUGGGUACUAUGUUUUUUAUCGUUAGCUGCAUCCUGUUCGUCCGCUGGUGUAACAGAUCUGUUGAUGGUUUCUGGCGGCUCAUUCUGCAGCGCAAAAAUAUGUGGCCGGUAUCAGUUAUCUGCUGCUAUGGCAUUUUUGUCUUGGUUUUUGUCGUUAGCUUCGUCUCUCUUCAAUCUUUGGCUUUUGGCUUCCUUUUAAUUACUACUAUAUGAUAUAGAUAUACUGGUACGUACGGAUGGGCUUAGCCAUCUCGUAGAAAUUAGAAGUCCUAUACUAAGUAAGGGGCAUUUUGUUGCUUAGACAUUUCACCAAAUAUACAUUCAACAUUGACCUCUCCAAAUGUACAGGUACCUCGAAAGGCUCCAAUUUCUAAGGAAGAAAAAAAAAAGGAAAGCCAUACGUGGCGGGAUUGCAAUAACAAAUAUAUAUACACACACACACACACACACACAACAGCUCUACUCUUUUAAGAAAAGCAGUCUGUCGUAUUAGAAAUGUACAGAAAAUGCUUUCGCCUGUUUUUGCCGUAUCGUAUAAUGAACAGCUGUUGAGCCCGAUUGCUCUCA
This is a messenger RNA of Coffea arabica (coffee), 1183 nucleotides long. Its product is annotated as CASP-like protein 5C1. The record is from RefSeq and is a predicted model, not a curated record. NCBI's taxonomy places the organism in Eukaryota, Viridiplantae, Streptophyta, Magnoliopsida, Gentianales, Rubiaceae. Gene Ontology annotation, cellular component: membrane.